Messenger RNA from Elaeis guineensis (African oil palm), 2714 nucleotides. RefSeq names its product probable GTP-binding protein OBGC1, chloroplastic. Gene Ontology annotation, molecular function: GTPase activity; GTP binding; magnesium ion binding. Gene Ontology annotation, cellular component: mitochondrion. Lineage: Eukaryota; Viridiplantae; Streptophyta; Magnoliopsida; Arecales; Arecaceae. The record is from RefSeq and is a predicted model, not a curated record.
AGUCCAAAAACGUACACUUCCACGAUCCAAGCCUCCCAUACUCUCUCUCUCUCUCUCCCACUUCCAAAGGCUAUGGUGUCCGCCGCUUUAUCUCUCUCCGCUCUCCGCCCUCUCUCCGCCGGCACUCGCCCCAAACCCAAAAACCCUAGAAAACCCUCCGCCCCUAAUAAGUCGAAAUCGAGCGCCAAUCUCAAAUCCCGGCCUGGCUCCGGCAGCCCCUUCCUCCCGCCAGCGUAUCGCUCCGGCGGCGGCGAGGCCACCACCUACAUCCGCCUCCCUCCCAAGGACGACUUCUCCCUCGAUCCCUCGCUUGUGCUCUCGCCUGGAACUCACGGCGAGAUCAAGCUCUACGAGUCCUCCGUUCCAGCGUUAGACUCCGCAAAUAAGAACCCUUUAAUCGAUCCCAGCGGCGGAGGCAUAAAAAGGAAGCAGAAAGGUUGGAGCUAUAUUGAAGAUAUGGAUGAAGAAGAUGAAGAAUUCUCGGAUUUUGAUUCGGAAGACGAUGAGAUCGUUCUAGACUCGGGCUUUGGUGAUGGCGAUGAGGGAAAGGCCUCAUCUUUAGGAUUUGAGGCGGAGUCGGAUGGGGAAUUGGAGGGUUAUUUUGAUGGAGACGAGGAAGUUAAGGAGGGGGGGGUGAAGGAGAAGGGGGUUCCGGCUGUGAUGAGGUGCUUUGAUAGGGCGAAGAUAUAUGUGAAGGCUGGGGAUGGAGGCAAUGGGGUUGUGGCGUUCCGGCGAGAGAAAUACGUGCCCUACGGCGGUCCAUCUGGUGGAGAUGGAGGGAGGGGAGGAGAUGUCUAUGUGGAGGUUGAUGGUUCGAUGAAUUCUUUGCUCCCGUUUCGGAAGACUCUGCACUUUAGGGCAGGGAGAGGUGGGCAUGGGCAGGGGAGGAAGCAGGCCGGAGCAAAGGGCGAGGAUGUGGUGGUGAAGGUGGCUCCUGGGACUGUGAUAAGAGAGGCAUGGAAAGGAGGGGUGGAGGGGGAACUGUUGCUGGAGUUGGUGCACCCUGGGCAGAGGGCACUACUCUUGCCUGGUGGGCGAGGCGGGAGAGGGAAUGCCUCCUUCAAGUCAGGGACUAACAGGAUUCCAAAGAUUGCGGAGAAUGGAGAAGAGGGUGCUGAAAUGUGGUUGGAUUUGGAGCUAAAGCUGGUUGCUGAUGUUGGAAUUGUGGGCGCUCCAAAUGCUGGAAAAAGCACUCUUUUGAGUGCUAUAAGCGCUGCUCAGCCAACAAUAGCAAAUUACCCUUUUACAACUUUACUUCCAAAUCUGGGAGUAGUUUCAUUGGAUUAUGAUGCCACCAUGAUUGUUGCAGAUCUGCCUGGUUUGCUUGAAGGUGCACAUCGGGGCUUUGGUUUAGGUCACGAGUUUUUAAGACAUACCGAAAGAUGUUCUGUCUUGGUGCACGUCGUUGAUGGUUCUGGGCAGCAGCCAGAGUAUGAAUUUGAUGCAGUUCGGUUGGAACUGGAAUUAUUUAGCCCGGAGCUGGCAGAAAAGCCUUACAUUGUUGUGUACAAUAAAAUGGAUCUUCCAGAAGCAUAUGAGAGAUGGAAUUUGUUCAAGGAACAUCUACAAGCUCGUGGCAUUCAUCCUCUUUGCAUCAGUGCUAUGAACAGAGAGGGGACACAUGAUGUUGUUCACGCUGCCUAUGAACUUUUACAGAAAGAAAGGGAGGAAAGGAAGAAACUUGAAGAGUGGACAAAUCCUGUAAGUCUGAAUCAUGUUGCGGACACGAUACAAAAGCAACGAAGCUCUUCAAUGAAUGAUUUUGAAAUCUUUCAUGAUAGCAGCUCCAAUACAUGGCAUGUAGUUGGAGUUGGAAUACAACGUUUUGUUCAAAUGACCAAUUGGCAAUAUGCAGAAUCUUUGAGAAGGUUCCAACAUGCUUUGGAGGCAUGUGGUGUGAACAAAUCUCUAAUUAAGCGUGGAGUUAAAGAGGGUGACACCGUGAUUGUGGGUGAGAUGGAGAUGGUAUGGCAUGAUGAAAAUGAAAAUAUUGGCUCAUCAAGUACAAGAAAACAGAGAAGUGGGUCUAUCAAAUGGCCGGACCUAGGUUAGAAGAAAGGUGUUCAAGAAAAUUCAAACCGCUGCAGAUGGCCGCAUUUCAUAUUGGGAGGAAACCUGCAAUACCGAAUGUCAUCAAUGAAACUGCACUCAAAAUCCAGGUAAAUCAGGGGCUUUCUCUUAGUCUUAAUCCGCAGAACCCAAAGAUGUUUAAACUGCUGAAUGGCUCGCUAAUUUUGUAUUUAAAGUUAUAUUUGAGGCAGGCUCAAUGGUGUGACAUUUGCUUGCUAAAAUGUGAUGGCUUCAAGAAUGACUAUCUAGUUUGCGGGGUUGAAUUACCAGUGGACAGCAACAGAUAAAUGUGUCUUGAUGCAUCUUAAAUUGCCUAUUUGAUCACCGUGCCGAGCUUUACCCUUCAUCGCAUGUUUGCUGGCUCUAUAUUUUUUUUUAGGAUUCAUCUUGUACCUUAUCUCAGUCUUAAUUCUUAUGUUGCCUUAUUUUUCUAUUACUAGGUUCUUUUGCUGUGGAUCUUUUGGAGGUGAUAUAAUUAUCCUCAACUUUAUAUGUGUGAUUGUAUAAAUAGAUUUCGCUCUCAUGUUUAGCUUUUAGUAGCGAUCUCUUGUAUUUUUUGUACUUCUUAAUUAAUUGGGUGGAUUUUGCCCUCACUUCUCAUCAAAGAAGAACGUUAUAUUUGUAAUCCUAGUUCCGUUAUAUUA